This is a messenger RNA of Cucurbita moschata (crookneck pumpkin), 2069 nucleotides long. Its product is annotated as probable protein phosphatase 2C 80. The transcript is spliced from 5 exons. Bases 408 to 1805 code for a protein of 465 amino acids. NCBI's taxonomy places the organism in Eukaryota, Viridiplantae, Streptophyta, Magnoliopsida, Cucurbitales, Cucurbitaceae. The record is from RefSeq and is a predicted model, not a curated record.
UCGUCAUCCAUUUCGAGUUCCUAGGGUUUAUUCUCGUUCAAUUACGUGCAGAAUUUUCUUCUCAGGCGACGGAUUUUCCUUAUUAGGCGCUAAUUUUGCUAACCUUCAGUUGAUGCAUUGUCCUACAUCUUCGCCCCGCACUUCAUAUUAACUUCAACCAUUAACUCGCUGUCUCAUCGAUUGUUUACGUAAACCGGUAUGCUUUUGGUAUGACUAAUUGAUUCUAUUUUCCAAAUCAGGUUUGUUUCAGCUGCCUUCUGUGGACGAAUCUCAGAUUGAGAGUUUGUUAGUUUGGUUGGUUGUAGAUGAAUUCGGAGUGAUGAAACUUUACAAUCUGUAUGGUAUUAUAGGUUCUACGUUGAUUGAGAGAGUUUCUGAAUCAAAGGAAUUUUCUAAAAAGGACUAAGAUGCCAACAGGAUCUGUUUUGAGGCUUAAUACUAUUAUAUACUCUGGUGUUCAGAAAGCCACAGCUGCUGGACAUCAAAGUGGUCUGUGCUAUAUAAACAAUUUGCUGCUUGGACGAGGGGAAUUAUUGACCAAGGAUUACGGGUUGUCUCAUUCCUUGCCAUAUUCCACAUUCGCAAUAUCAAACACCUUUAGUUUUUCACCAAGAUUCCAGUCCAAAAGAAAAUCCAUGGCUGCUUAUUGUGCUAAAUCUGUUUUUGGAGAUGUCUCUGUUGAAAAUUUAAUCACAAACCGUGGAAAUGCUUUAGAGCUUGCAACACCUGUGGGAGUGUUCAACCAUAGAAAUCAUAGGAAUUUUCAGAAUGCUCGUAUGAGUUUGAGAAGGAAACAAGCAUCCAAUAAUUGUCGAAUCGCUCGGAGCAGUUCAAUUGAUGUAAUGCAUGUGAAAGGCACCUGCUUUCUGCAAGUUGGGUUAACCAAUCUUCAUGCCUUAUCUUAUGCAUGCUAUGUUGCUGGGACUGCUAAUUCUCCAGCUUUUGACAGCAAUUCUAGUGAUGAACCGUUCACAAAUUCAACCAUUUUGUCAAGCAAAGGUUUAUUAGGUGAGAGAACUUUGAAGCUGCUUUCAGGAUCAUGCUAUCUUCCCCAUCCAGCGAAAGAAGAGACAGGAGGAGAGGAUGCUCAUUUUAUUUGUGUGGAUGAACAUGUGGUUGGUGUUGCGGAUGGUGUAGGUGGUUGGGCUGAUGUUGGUAUUGAUGCUGGGGAGUUUGCUCGUGAACUUAUGUCAAAUUCGAUAAGUGCAAUACAGGAGCAGCCUGGAGACUCUGUUGACCCUGCCAAGGUGUUAGAGAAAGCUCACUCAGACACUACAGCUAAGGGUUCUUCAACAGCCUGCAUCAUUUCUCUUUCUGAAAAGGGACUCCAUGCUAUUAAUCUGGGGGAUAGUGGAUUCAUAGUUAUAAGAGAUGGAAGCACUAUUUUCAGAUCUCCCGCUCAGCAGUAUGGCUUCAAUUUUCCUUAUCAGUUGGAGAGCGGCAAUGGUGCUGAUUUACCGAGCUCUGGAGAGGUUUUCAUGAUACCCGUCGCACCGGGGGAUAUUAUAGUUGCUGGAACGGAUGGAUUAUUUGACAACCUAUACAGCAAUGAGAUUUCAGCUGUUGUAGUUAAUGCAGUUAGAGCUGGAUUGGAACCCGGAGUAACUGCACAAAACAUAGCUGCUUUGGCACGCAAAAGGGCCCUGGAUAGGAACCGGCAGACCCCGUUUUCUGCUGCUGCUCAAGAGGCUGGUUAUCGCUACUAUGGUGGUAAGCUGGAUGAUAUCACUGUUGUUGUGUCGUAUAUAACAAGUUCCACAGAUACUCCUGUUUCUACACUUGAGCCUGAUUCAAGUGUAUUUUAGUGUCAAUGGUGAUUAUGAGGAUUGAAAAUCUUUGGUCCCGCCGUUUCCAAACUCCGAACACUUCGUACUCCUGUGUUAGGAACAGCCUUUAGGCAAAUGAUAGAUGUUACUCGAGAUUUUCGAGUAACGUACACAGCAGAAGCAGUCCACUGAUUUCUGCAAUCUCUUCAUGUUCUUGCUUCUAGUGAACAGACUCGAUUAAGUCAUUGUUUUUUGAUGUGAUAAUAAUAUCCUGUCCUAUCUAUUAUUCCUUUUAGUCUUCAA